CCUCCGAAUUUGAGACCCGACAGACCGAGUCUGAUCUGCCAUGUAGCAAGACGAUCCUGACAUCGCCUCCUCCAAGAUGAGAUUGGCCUCGUCACGCAAAACCAGCGCUCGGCCAUGCACAAGUCCGCGGCCUUUUCUUCCCCGCAGCCCACGGUUACCCACCCCACGCUCACUUCAGACUGCGGCAUGAUCAAGUCCGGUCGCUCGCUGGGCGUGUAUAAAAACUAAGUUUAAGAAUCUCAUCUUCUCAUUGUAGCAUAACGUUCGACCCCAAGUUCCAACAUGCCCAAAACGCUUCGCAUCGCAGUCAUCUCCGGUGAUGGCAUCGGCCAAGAAGUCAUGCCACACGGCGUGGCCUGCCUCGAAGCCGCCGCCAAGGCGUACAGCAUCCCGCUGGAGAUGAAGACCUUUUACUUUGCGUCAUGUGACUACUACGACAAGCACGGCACCAUGAUGCCCGACGACUGGAAAGCGCAGCUCGAGGGCUUCGACGCCCUCUACUUUGGCGCCGUCGGCAUGCCAGACCGCGUACCGGACAAUGUCUCCCUCUGGGGCAGUCUCCUCAAGUUCCGCCGGGAGUUUGACCAGUACGUCAACCUGCGCCCGUGUCGGCUCAUGCCGGGCGUGCCCUGCCCACUCGCUGGGCGGAAGCCUGGCGACAUUGACUUUUGGAUCGUGCGGGAGAACACCGAGGGCGAGUACAGUAGCGUCGGCGGCACGAUGUUUGAGGGCACCGACCGGGAGACGGUCAUCCAGGACACGGUGAUGACGCGGGUGGGCGUGGACCGUGUCCUCCGGUACGCGUUUGAGCUGGCGCAGAGCAGGCCGAGGAAGAAGCUCACCAGCGCCACCAAGAGCAACGGGAUCAGCAUCACCAUGCCCUGGUGGGACUCGCGCGUGGCGGCCAUGUCCAAGAACUUUGCCGACGUCAGUGUGGAAAAAUACCACAUUGACAUCCUGACGGCGCAUUUCGUGCAGCGACCGCAGAUCUUUGACGUUGUUGUUGCGAGCAACCUAUUUGGCGACAUCCUCUCGGAUCUGGGGCCUGCCUGCACCGGCACCAUCGGCAUCGCCCCGUCCGCCAACAUCAACCCGAGCAGCACAUUCCCCUCCCUGUUCGAGCCCGUCCACGGCAGUGCCCCGGACAUCUACGGCCGGGGCGUGGCGAACCCGGUCGGCAUGAUCUGGGCCGGGCAGAUGAUGCUCGAGCACUUUGGGUACAAGGAGGCGGCGGCGACGAUGCUCAAGGCCAUUGAGAAUGUGCUGGCGCGCGCCGAGAGCAGCGUCGUGACCCCGGACAUGGGUGGUCAAGGCAAGACCGAGGGGUUUGGCAAGGCCAUUGAGGCGGAGAUUGUCAAGCUCGGUGGGGGCACGUCGUAGGCGUGGUUUUGAAGAGCGUGUGUUUUAUGGUGUGUUGAAUACGAGACAUGCCCUUCUGCGAGGUGAUAUUGUGUGUCGAUGGGUGAUUUGAAUAGUACAUGGUCAUUACAGCUACAUCUUCCUGGCAACAAGGCACCAACAUGCUUCGUUCCGCCUCCAAGUGCUGAAGAAGACGGAAAAUCCGGCAUGGACAAAUUCUAGGAUCCCCGUCACCCAAGGUAUCUCAUCCCAGCACUGC
Messenger RNA from Emericellopsis atlantica, 1618 nucleotides. RefSeq lists its product as uncharacterized. Gene Ontology annotation, molecular function: magnesium ion binding; NAD binding; oxidoreductase activity, acting on the CH-OH group of donors, NAD or NADP as acceptor. Bases 283 to 1380 code for a protein of 365 amino acids. NCBI's taxonomy places the organism in Eukaryota, Fungi, Ascomycota, Sordariomycetes, Hypocreales, Bionectriaceae. The record is from RefSeq and is a predicted model, not a curated record. The transcript has a single exon.